Marasmius oreades (fairy-ring Marasmius) is the source of this 2178-nucleotide messenger RNA. RefSeq lists its product as uncharacterized. The record is from RefSeq and is a predicted model, not a curated record. The transcript is spliced from 11 exons. Bases 43 to 1863 code for a protein of 606 amino acids. Lineage: Eukaryota; Fungi; Basidiomycota; Agaricomycetes; Agaricales; Marasmiaceae.
CGCGGCAAUCGUCUGUUUUUUACCCCCCUCUACUUAGCUUUCAUGGCAGAUUCACUCGCCCUGUCCCUUCAAUCUACUACUUUCAACCAACCAAGAGCCUACUUAAGUGGGAUCCCAGACGAAGAAGUAACAAAACUACAGUCUCGGUUACCGAAUCUUGUUGACGUGAGGGCAGAUGCAGAGAAAGCUAGAGAACUGUUGAAGCAACCUCCACCAACAGAUGCACACGGUGUCGAUCAAGAUGGAGAAUAUCUAGGAAUCAUGCAUCCAGCCAUCGCCUACCACAUCAUGCUUCCGAGUUUGACGAUGUUUUCUUACUUUUGCCGUGACAAAGAUGUCCCAGAUGACGUUCAAGAUCUUUGUUUAUGGGCAUUGAAGCAGAGGCUUUUGGCAUUGAAGGAGGGAUCGGAUAAACAGCUUAGGCGUAUGUUGGCUAGUCCUGGUCCUGCGGGGGAGGUUCAUCCAAGUGCAAAGAUCUAUAUGAUAUGUCAAACACUGAGCAAGAUAACGAGCCAUCUUCUGUCUGCACGAAUCAACCUCCCAAGAGAAGCCAUUCCAUACGCUGAGGAAGGCAUGAAGCUGGAGGAGGAGUUUUAUCCAGAAAAAAAGGACCCCUUUUUACGAAAUCCCCAAUCUUACGCUGGCUUUGGUGUCGUACUGGCACGCGCAAAACUUCGAGACGCCGAGGCGAAAGCAAUACUGAAGAGAGUGAUGAAUGACAUCGAUAAAAUCUCUCCCGGCGGUGCACAAGCGACGUUCAUCCAAUCUAAACUCUAUCUCGCGCGGGUGCUUCGUCGGAUGGGGGAUUUGGAGGAAGCAAAGAAACAGGAAACUUAUCUUAUAAAGUGGUUCAAGAAGAACUCGAGUAAUUUGGAAGACGUGGACUUGCGUGAAUGGUUUCUGACGGAGGGUGGACAUGAUCCAGUUUUCGAAGGGUUGGGUGGUAUGAAAUGGUUACAGAAUCGGAAGAUAACUUGGAAGGCGAUGGAUAGGUCGGCAAGGGCAUGUUAUAAUUGUGGAGUGAGGGAGGGCCCUACGAAGAAGAUGCUGAGAUGUGGCAAGUGUCAGUAUAUUUAUUAUUGCUCGAAGGAAUGUCAAGUCAAGAACUAUCCAUUCCACAAGGUCAGUUGCCUAGAACAUGCCGAGGCGUCAAAGCGAGCACAACUUGUCAAAUCCAUCUCAUCUGAAGUUGGAAAAUGUCUCGAGGACUGGAACAAAUACAGAACUUACGAUUACGAUCAACGCGCCUCGGUCCACGCCCUUGGACUGAAACAUAAUUCCUCAAGAGGACUAACCCAUAUCGUCAUCAAGUCCAUAAAAUAUGUCCCUAAUGGUGGAAAAGACAUUGUCGAUCGAUUUAUGGUCGUUUCGGCGGGUGUCUUCGCUAUCAACGAUGUGUUGACAGAGAUGGAUUCGUUAUUGAAUUAUCAUCCCGGUGAAGCCAGACAGGCCGUAAACGAACUCACCGAGGAGUUUAAUCAAGGAAUGGGCCGCGAUGGGACGAAGGUUGCGUUCUUCAGCUUGUUAAUCUCGGAUGAUAAGAGUCUUAGUACUUAUUUGAGUAGAGGUGGCGUUGCGAAGAAGGCGCUGGCCGAAACAAAUUACAAUCCUAACUGGCGAAGCCUUCUGAACCUUGGCAGGAGUGUCGUCGUCAAGCCGCUAGUCCUGCGAUGUCGUGCAAAGGACGCUGAAUUCGAUUAUGUCCUACCCCAAACGUCAAAUAGCGCGAGCGCGAGUGGAAUCAUUGAUGAUUCUACUGACCCAUCAUCCAGUUCGGGAUCUGCAACUACUACUACGCCUAGAGCUUCUGAGGCUGUCGCCACUGCGUUGCCUGGACUUCGGGGAAUGUUCAGCAAGAAAUGAUUGUGAUGAGAAUUGUACCUACCUGCGUAUUCGCUAUGUCAUGAUUGUUAUUCCCCAACGAUACAGAAUAUGGAUGCGCGCAUAUUUGGGAGUUAAUUCGCAGGGGGUACUGUGGUUGGAAGUGUCGAUUAGGAUUUGAAUUGCUCAAAGCUCGCGAUGGCACGAGGUCGUUAGCCACUUCCUUGCUUUAUAAAGUUACUUCUACAGAGGGCGUAGCCCAAACCUGACCCAUAUUAUUGCUGGCAUUCCAGGGCGGCACCAAAGCGACAGAGACAAUGAUUCAAGACGAGAAGACUAUACUGUUCUCGAAUUGCU